Fusarium venenatum is the source of this 1359-nucleotide messenger RNA. RefSeq names its product chitin synthase-domain-containing protein. Lineage: Eukaryota; Fungi; Ascomycota; Sordariomycetes; Hypocreales; Nectriaceae. Gene Ontology annotation, cellular component: cell septum; cell periphery. Gene Ontology annotation, molecular function: chitin synthase activity. The record is from RefSeq and is a predicted model, not a curated record.
AUGGAGAAGACGACGGCUCAGUAUCUCAAAGAAGAUAUCUUCGUUGAAAAAAUCCACUCUGAGAAGAUCCGCGGUGCAUACAGAGCUUGGGAUGGUCAAGCCAUGGAUGUUGACAUCUCAUGGGGUUACUACAGGGGUGUGCCGUUCUACUGUAUCAUCAAGGAACAGAACCAGGGCAAACGCGAUAGUCUCAUCGUUGUCCGUUCGUUUCUCUACAAGUUCAACAUUCGAGACACCAAACCGACAACCAUUUUCUCAUCUCGGUUUCUGCUCUCAAUGACCGACUGGCUCUCCCAAGAAGUCAGAGUCGACCAAGUCGAUCAUCUAAUCGGCAUGGACCCAGAUACCGUGUUUCAGAACAACUUUAUCUCCGAGCUUCUGAAAGAGUCAAAGUAUCCCAACACAGUUGGAGUCUGCGGCUAUGUCGCGGUUGACUUCAGUGGAGGCAAUUGGAACUUGUGGUCUAUCUAUCAGAAUGCCGAGUACACAAUUGCCCAGGGACUGAGACGGCUACAUCAAUCCAUUGCAACUAAGAAAGUAUCCUGUCUGCCUGGGUGUUGCCAGUUGCUCAAGAUAUGCGACAUGACAUGCGGUGACAAGGUCCUCAUCGAGCAAUUUGGAUACUAUCCCAGACAUUUGGAUGGCAUGAUCAAACGCAUUCGAACCACUGCGUCUGAAGAUCGAAACCACAUAUGCCAACUUCUCACCACCUUUCCCGAAGCGCAGAGUCGUCAGGCUUUACGCGCGAGGGCUUACACUGAUGUCCCUCAUUCUUGGAGUGUCUUUCUUUCUCAACGUCGCCGCUGGACACUCGGAGCUACAAGCAACGACUUGCUACUGUUCACGGCCCGACAUUGCCAAUGGUGGGAGCGUAUACUAGCAUUUUCAAACGUCCUCACCUGGUCUCUUAACGUUUUUGUUAUCGCCUCUAUCGGUUGUAUGAUCGUAGCUUUUAUGCAUCAGCCAUGGUGGAUUAUUAUGGCCUUUGCAGGCAUCAUGAUUGUCCCUCUUAUUUACUACAUCAUCAUAGAAAUUUGGCUUCCAGAGUCAAUGCUGGAGAGAUUCCAGUACCUCCUCGGUUUGUUCAUCUUUGUUGUUCUGGGGCCAUUUUUGAACAUUGCCGUCAUGGUGUUUGCGGUGUUCAAUAUGGAUAGUUUUGGUUGGGGCAAGACUAGGAAGGUCAUCGUUGAGACUCCCGAGGAACAACUAAAGGAGAAGCAGAACAUUCGAGAUACGGGCAGUGAUUCUAAUUCGCUACCGGGAACUUUUAGCAGUGACCAGAGAGAGGAGGUGACUACAAGUGCAACGGUCAGGAAGCCAGCGGUAGUAUACGUGCCUCCAACUACGCAGCACUUGUAG